This is a messenger RNA of Fusarium keratoplasticum, 687 nucleotides long. RefSeq lists its product as uncharacterized. The coding region runs from base 1 to 687 and encodes 228 amino acids. The transcript has a single exon. The record is from RefSeq and is a predicted model, not a curated record. Lineage: Eukaryota; Fungi; Ascomycota; Sordariomycetes; Hypocreales; Nectriaceae.
AUGACACCAUCCGAACCAAAGUGGCAGCCUCGCGCCAUCAUUUUUGAUCUCCUUACCGGUCUAAUCGACUCUUGGACCUUGUGGGAUACGUCGACUCCCUCCAAGAGCGAGGAAGAAGGCAGACGCUGGCGCGGUCGUUACCUCGAAAUCACUUUCGGCGCAGGCGCUUACGUACCCUACGAAACCCUCGUCAGACAAGCCGCGUCUGAUGCUGGCCUGCCGAGCUCAGCUCCAGAUUCUCUACUUCAGAAUUGGCAAAAUCUGAAGCCUUGGCCCGAAGCUGCCUCCGUACUCCAGACGCUCAGAUCUCAAGGCUUCCAGCUAGGCGUGGUGACCAACUGUUCGAAAGAUCUGGGGCAAUUGGCUACCCAGCAAGUUGAGAAGUAUGCCAGCUUGGAAGGUGACAACCAGUUCAAGUUCGAUGCCACCAUUACGGCUGAAGAGAGUGGGUUUUAUAAACCGGUCAAUAAGGCAUAUCAGGCCAUUCUAACCGCCAUGGGCCUUGAGGCGAGUGAGGUGUUGUUUGUCGCUGGCAGCGCUGGAGACGUCGAGGGCGCGACAAACGCAGGAAUGAAAGUCGUAUGGCACAAUAAAGUCGGUUUGACUACAAAGGGCGAGGCAGUGCCGCUUCGGGAAGGGAGCACUUUGACUGAAGCUUUGAAGGAUUACUUGAGGGUGGACAAAUGA